UGCGAAUUGGCGCCAUAAUUCCAACAAGGACAUUUUGGGCAUACAACGAAAAAGCUCCUGGCUGCAUUGAACAAUAAUAAAGUCCCUGUAAAGUUAUUUUAUAUUUUGCUGUUUUUAUACAACCUCACGAAGAUAUUGUGAAAUGUUUAUUACGGACAUAAGAAAGGAAUUCUACGACGUUGUUGUCAACCAGGUAAGAACUUCUGACACUGAAUUUAGUUUCCUGCUAACUAACGCGUUAUCUAACAGCAGAGACGGGUGAAAAUAGGAAUACCACCGACUAUUUUUCAGUCAACUAACGUUAAUUAUUCGCCUGCUAUUUUUGCAAAAUAAAAUAAGACGUUAACGCUACUUUUACAAACUUCUGUGACUUUACUAUUGAUCUGUUCCUCCGUUACUUUUAGAGAGUUGCCCUCCUGGUGUCAUCUGAUAUCGAUGCACUCUGCGCCUGUAAGAUAUUACAGGUAAGUCAAGGGCCCUAUCUUUUGCUGUCAAAUAAGUUAACUGUUUUAAUUCAUAUGUUUUCUUACUGCCUCUUCCACCCCAAUCUACCCAGGCACUGUUUCACUGUGACCAGGUCCAGUACACCUUGGUGCCAGUGACAGGGUGGCAAGACCUUGGUACUGCCUUCCUAGAGCACAAGGAGCAGGUAAUGUGAGACCCCUGUCCAGAACUGAUAACCCGGGAACUCAUCUUAUGAUGUCUAACAUGACUAUCAAGACUCCAAACAUCCAUGAAGGUGUGUGUUAUUUGCUCUCAUUUCAGUUCCGCUAUUUUGUCCUGAUCAACUGUGGGGCCAAUGUUGAUCUCCUGGAGACCCUUCAGCCAGAGGAAGACUCCAUCUUCUUCAUCUGUGACACACACAGACCUGUGGACGUAGUCAAUGUCUACAAUGACACCCAGGUGAGCAGUCAGUGUCUGUCCUAAAUGACACCCUUUUCCCUACAUAGUGCAAAAGUAGCACGCUAUAUGGGGAAUAGGGUGCCAUUUUGGACAUAGUCAAUCAAUAUUUGUAAUUGAGUACACUGGUCCAUCACUAGCCCAGCUUCUAGACCAAUAUUGUAUUCUCUCUCUAGCCGUAUAAAACUAGCUCACCGUGCGACUUAUUUACGACCUUUGUCUGUGCCUGUUUGAUACUUUUCCCACGUCGGGGGGUAUAUCCGUGAGCGGUUCUGAUUCGGAAUGAGUCACUUGCAUCGCCGUGCUAUGCCCAGGAAAUAAUUAAAUCCAAUUGUUAGAUGCUACCGCCCCCCUCCAAAUCAAAACCAAAUAUGGAUGUCAGCGUUUGUGCGCACAUGCUCCGUUCUACUUCCUAUCUGCGUCGGCAUGGUGCCCGUAUUGCCAGGCUGAUUCUCUAGGACAAACAGGUGUGAAACACAGACAGGUGUGCGUGCAAAGCGAGAACACAACAUGGAAUCCAUGUUUGGUUUUGAUUUGGAGGUGAGUGGUAGCAUCUAACAAUUGGAUUUAAUAGUUUAUUGUGCACUGCUCGGUCAUGUAAGGGACAACAUUUUAAGAAGAACUGUCUACCAACUAUGGAUAUACAUUCCGACGUGGAACAUGUGCUGCUACAGUCAUGUGAUCGUGAGUUAUCUGGAACGCAUUCACUAUGCAAUACAAUUAUACCUUCUCUUAAGUUAAAUUAUUAAUAAAGAGGUCUGUUUGGGCUAGUCCUUCACAAGGGGUUGCUUCACUUUGGCAGCAGUUGGGUGACUUCAGAGGAGAAAAGUCCUUCAGGAUACUGCCCUUGAGAUGAUAACGAGCACAGAAGUUGCUGUCCAUAUGAAGAGCCAGCAUCAAUCAGUGUUCUAAACUCAAUCUCCCACAAUUCUCUCCCUAGGUGAAGCUGAUGAUAAAACAGGAUGAUGAUCUUGGAGUGCCCUCCUACGAUGACAUCUUCCGCGAUGAAGAGGUGGAAGGCGGCGAUGACUCUGGGAAAUGAAAGUGACGGAGGCUCUGAGCCUUCUGGGAAACGGAGGCGAUACGAUGAGGUAUGCUAUGCUGUAGAGCUGGGACGAUAAACCGAAAAUUAUCAACACCGACCACACCGAUCACUUACAGUGCCUUGCAAAAGUAUUCAUCCCCCUUGGUGUUUUUCCUAUUUUGUUGCAUUACAACCUGUAAUUUAAAUUGAUUUUUAUUUGGAUUUCAUGUAAUGGACAUAUACAAAAUUGUCCAAAUUGGUGAAGUGAAAUGAAAAAAACAACUUGUUUCAAGAAAUUCAAAACAAUAAAUAGAGGAAAAGUGGUGCGUGCAUUUGGUUUCACCCCCUUUGCUAUGAAGUCCCCUAAAUAAGAUCUGGUGCAACCAAUUACCUUCAGAAGUCACAUAAUUAGUUAAAUAAAGUCCACCUGUGUGCAAUCUAAGUGUCACAUGAUCUGUCACAUGAUCUCAGAAUAUAUACACCUGUUCUGAAAGGCCCCAGAGUCUGCAACACCACUAAGCAAGGGGCACCACCAAGCAAGCGGCACCAUGAAGACCAAGGAGCUCUCCAAACAGGUCAGGGACAAAGUUGUGGAGGAGUACAGUAUGAAAAAAAAAAUAUGUAUGCACUCGCUCUAGAUAAGAGCGUCUGCUAAAUGACUAAAAUGUGAAGUACAGAUCAGGGUUGGUUUAUUAAAAAAAAUCAGAAACUUUGAACAUCCCACAGAGCACCAUUUUUCAAUCCAUUAUUAAAAAAUGGAAAGAAUAUGGCACCACAACAAACCUGCCAAGAGAGGGCCGCCCACCAAAACUCACAGACCAGGCAAGGAUGACAUUAAUCAGAGAGAACAAAGAGACCAAAGAUAACCCUGAAGGAGCUGCAAAGCUCCACAGCGGAGAUUGGAGUAUCUGUCCAUAGGACCACUUUAAGCCGCACACUCCACAGAGCUGGGCUUUACGGAAGAGUGGCCAGAAAAAAGCCAUUGCUUAAAGAAAAAAUAAGCAUAUGAAAGAAGGUACUUUGGUCAGAUGAGACUAAAAUUGAGCUUUUUGGCCAUCAAGGGAAACGGUAUGUCUGGCGCAAACCCAACACCUCUCAUCACCCCGAGAACACCAUCCCCACAGUGAAGUAUGGUGGCGGCAGCAUCAUGCUGUGGGGAUGUUUCUCAUCGGCAGGGACUGGGAAACUGGUCAGAAUUGAAGGAAUGAUGGAUGGCGCUAAAUACAGGGAAAUUCUUGAGGGAAACCUGUUUCAGUCUUCCAGAGAUUUGAGAGUGGGACGGAGGUUCAGCUUCCAGCAGGACAAUGACCCUAAGCAUACUGCUAAAGCAACACUUGAGUGGUUUAAGGGGAAACAUUUAAAUGACUUGGAAUGGCCUAGUCAAGGCCCAGACCUCAAUCCAAUUGAGAAUCUGUGGUAUGACUUAAAGAUUGCUGUACAUCAGCGGAACCCAUCCAACUUGAAGGAGCUGGAGCAGUUUUGCAUUGAAGAAUGGGCAAAAAUCCCAUUGGCUAGAUGUGCGAAGCUUAUAGAGACAUAUCCCAAGAGACUUGCAGCUGUAAUUGCUGCAAAAGGUGGCUCUACAAAGUACUGACUUUGGGGGGUGAAUAGUUAUGCACGCUCAAGUUUUUUUUUUUUUUUUUUUUGGUCUUAUAAAUAUUUUGCAUCUUCAAAGUGUAAAUAUUGUUGUGUAAAUCAAAUUAUACAAACCCCAAAAAAAUCAAUUUUAAUUCCAGGUUGUAAGGCAACAAAAUAGGAAAAACAACCCAACCGAGCCGCACUGCUUCUUGACACAAUGCCCGCUUAACCCGGAAGCCAGCCGCACCAAUGUGUCGGAGGAAACACCGUAACAGUGUGCACUGUGCCUGGUCCGCCACAGGAGUCGCUAGUGCGCGAUGGGACAAGAACAUCCCUGCCGGCCAAACCCUCCCCUAACCUGGACGACGCUGGGCCAAUUGUGCGCAACCCCAUGGGUCUCCCGGUCGCAGCCGGCUGCGACAGAGCCUGGACUCGAACCAGGAUCUCUAGUGGCACAGGAUCUCUUAGACCACUGCACCACUCGGGAGGCCCUAAUGGGACAAUUGUUGACUACAACCAUUAAACUAGUAGUAGUUUGAAGGAUAAUAAAUUAAUAAAAUGGUGCACAUUAUUGUUAUAAACUUAUUGUUCUAUUUAUCGUUAUUGCAUCAAUUAAAUCCAUAUUGCGAUAAAUUGCCUUAUGUCCAUAUCGACCAGCUCUACUAUGCGGUAUUGAUGUCAUCCCACCUCUACUUAAACAACCCUUUUUCUGCUUCUUAUUAACGUUUAUUUUGCCCAGUGUAAUUUUAUUUGCAUAUGACAAUGUUGAUUUCCACAAAAAGUAGACGAAGCCGAUCGAGUUUGCAGUGAUGUAUUGUUAUUUAUACCAACAUGUUCCCAUGUUUUAGGGGGAAGUGGAGAGGAGGAUUGAGCGACAGAGAGCGACGAGAGAGUGGGAGGCAAGGAGGUGACGUUUCUCUAGGGUUGUAAAGCCCCCAUGCGGUCUUUGACAUUUUAUUUUUAAAUCAUCACUGUAUGGUUAAUAAAUCACUGUUUAUUUAAUGAAAAUGACUCCCUGAGUCUCCUUUGGCCCUUGAAAUGCUCUGUCUGAUCGAGUGGGCGUUAGCAAGCAAAUUUGAAGAUAUUUACAUACACAGGCCUGAUUGGCUGAUAGGAUAGUCUAGAGCCCACCGCCCUUACCCAGAUGAACAGUCAUUGGUCUAUUAUUAUCAGAUCACAUUGUCAUGAUGUGGGCCAAAAGUUCCAUCCCACCUGAACAGGCUGAAAUUCCAGGCAUUAUUUUCAAACUGCUCGUACACAAAAAGGGCAUUAUAAUUUUCACAAUUUCAGUGUUAUUUCAACCUCAGUGUGGCCUUUUUGUAAUUUUUUUACAGCAGGAAAAUAACCGCACUGCCCCUUUUCUUUAAAGGUUUAAACAGUCUUAUCACAUUGUGACUUUUGAAACGUUUCAUUUCAGACGUGAGAUCCUGUUUGACUAUGAGCAAUAUGAAUACCAUGGGACUUCGGUGAGUAUGGAUUAUAUAUUGAUUAUGUUGAAACUUGGUACAUACAUACAUACAUACAUACAUACAGUACUAGUCAAAAGUUUGGACACACCUACUCAUUCCAGGGGUUUUUCUUUAUUUUUACUAUUUCCUACACUAGAAAAUAGUGAAGACAUUUAGUCCCCUGUAGCUCAGUUGGUAGAGCAUGGCGCUUGCAGGGUUGUGAGUUCGUUUCCCACGGGGGGGCCAGUAUGAAAAUGUAUGCACUCACUAACUGUAAGUCGCUCUGGAUAAGAGCGUCUGCUAAAUGACUAAAAUGUAAAUGUAAAGACAUCAAUACUAUGAAAUAACACAUAUGGAAUCAUGUAGUAACCAAAAAAGUGUUAAACAAAUGAAAAUAUAUUUUAUAUUUGAGAUUCUUCAAAUAGCCAAACUUUGCUUUGAUGACAGCUUUGCACACGCUUGGCAUUCUCUCAACCAGCUUCAUGAGGUAAUCACCUGGAAUGCAUUUCAAUUAACAGGUGUGCCUUCUUAAAAGUUAAUUUGUGGAAUUUAUUUCCGUCUUAAUGCAUUUGAGCCAAUCAGUUGUGUUGUGACAAGGUAUGGGUGGUAUACAGAAGAUAGCCCUAUUUGGUAAAAGACCCAAGUCCAUAUUAUGGCAAGAACAGCUCAAAUAAGCAAAGAGAAACAACAGUCUGUCAUUACUUCAAGACAUGAAGGUCAGUCAAUACGAAACAUUUCAAGAACUUUUAAAGUUUCUUCAAGUGCAGUCGCAAAAACCAUGAAGCGCAAUGAUGAAACUGGCUCUCAUGAGGACUGCCACAGGAAUGGAAGACUCAGAGUUACCUCUGCUGCAGAGGAUAAAUUCAUUAGAGAAAUUGCAGCCCAAAUAAAUGCUUCCCAGAGUUCAAGUAACAGACACAUCUCAACAUCAACUGUUCAGAGGAGACUGUGAAUCAGGCCUUCAUGGUCGAAUUCCUGCAAAGAAACCACUACUAAAGGACACCAAUAAGAAGAAGAGACCUGCUUGGGCCAAGAAACACGAGCAAUGGACAUUAGACCUGUGGAAAUGUGUCUUUUGGUCUGGCGUCCAAAUUUGAGAUUUUUGGUUCAAACCGCCGUGUCUUUGUGAGACGCGGUCUGGGUGAACGGAUGAUCUCCGCAUGUGUAUUUCCCACCGUAAAGCAUGGACGAGGAGGUGUUAUGGUGUGGGGGUGCUUUGCUGAUGACACUGUCUGUAUUUUAUUUCGAAUUCAAGGCACACUUAACCAGCAUGGCUACCACAGCAUUCUGCAGCGAUACGCCAUCCCAUCUGGUUUGGGCUUAGUGGGACUAUCAUUUGUUUUUCAACAGGACAAUGACCCAAAACACACCUCCAGGCUGUGUAAGGGCUAUUUUACCAAGAAGGAGAGUGAUGGAGUGCUGCAUCAGAUGACCUGGCCUCCACAAUCCCCCGACCUCAACCCAAUAUGGUUUGGGAUGAGUCGGACAGCAGAGUGAAGUAAAAGCAGCCAACAAGUGCUCAGCAUAUGUGGGAACUCCUUCAAGACUGUUGGAAAUGUAUUCCAGGUGAAGCUGUUUGAGAGAAUACCAAGACUGUGCCAAGCUGUCAUCAAGGCAAAGGCUGGCUAUCUGAAGAAUCUCAAAUAUAAAAUAUAUUUUGAUUUGUUUAACACUUUUUUGGUUACUACAUGAUUCCAUAUGUGUUAUUUCAUAGUGAUGUCUUCACUAUUAUUCAACAAUUUAAAAAAUAGUAAAGAUAAAGAAAAACCCUUGAAUGAGCAGGAGACCAAACACCUUAGCCAAAUUCAUUUAAACUCAGUUGUUCACAAUCCCUGACAUUUAAUCCUAGUAAGAAUUCCCUGUCUUAGGUCAGUUUGGAUCACCACUUUAUUUUAACAAUGUGAAAUGUCAGAAUAAUAGUAGAGAGAGAUUUAUUUCAGCUUUUAUGUCUUUCAUCACAUUCCCAGUGGGUCAGAAGUUUACAUACACUCAAUUAGUAUUUGGUAGCAUUGCUUUUACAGUGUUUAACUUGGGUCAAACGUUUCGGGUAGCCUUCUACAAGCUUCCCACAAUAAGUUGGGUGCAUUUUGGCCCAUUCCUCCUGACAGAGCUGGUGUAACUGAGUCAGAUUUGUAGGCCUCCUUGCUCACACGCUUUUUCAGUUCUGCCUACACAUUUUCUAUAGGAUUGAGGUCAGGGCUUUGUGAUGGCCACUCCAAUACCUUGACUUUGUUGUCCUUAUGCUAUUUUGCCACAACUUUGGAAGUAUGCUUGGGGUCAUUGUCCAUUUGGAAGACCCAUUUGCCACCAAGCUUUAACUUCCUGACUGAUGUCUUCAGAUGUUGCUUCAAUAUAUCCACAUUUUCCUUCCUCAUGAUGCCAUCUAUUUUGUGAAGUGCACCAGUCCCUUCUGCAGCAAAGCACCCCCACAGCAUGAUGCUGCCACCCCCGUGCUUCACGCUUGGGAUGGUGUUCUUCGGCUUGCAAGUCCCCCCUUUUUCCUCCAAACAUAACGAUGGUCAUUAUGGCCAAACAGUCCUAUUUCUGUUUCAACAGACCAGAGUACAUUUCUCCAAAAAGUACGAUCUUUGUCCCCAUGUGCAGUUGCAAACCGUAGUCUGGCUUUUUUAUGGCGGUUUUGGAGCAGUGGCUUCUUCCUUGCUAGCAGCCUUUCAGGUUAUGUCGAUAUAGGACUCGUCUUACUGUGGAUAUAGAUACUUUUGUACCUGUUUCCUCUAGCAUCUUCACAGUGAGGAAUCAGCCCAGAACUACACGGGAGGAUCUUGUCAAUGAUCUCAAGGCAGCUGAGACCAUAGUCACCAAGAAAACAAUUGGUAACACACUACACCGUGAAGGACUGAAAUCCUGCAGCGCCCGCAAGGUCCCCCUUCUCAAGAAAGCACAAAUACAGGGCCGACUGAAGUUAGCCAAUGAACAUCUGAAUGAUUCAGAGGAGAAGUGUUGUGGUCAGAUGAGACCAAAAUCUAGCUAUUUUGCAUCAACUCAACUCGCCGUGUUUGGAGGAGGAGGAAUGCUGCCUAUGACCCCAAGAACACCAUCCCCACCGACAAACAUGGAGGUGGAAACAUUAUGCUUUGGGGGUGUUUUUCUGCUAAGGGGACAGGACAACUUCACCGCAUCAAAGGGACGAUGGACGGGGCCAUGUACCGUCAAUCUUGGGUGAGAACCUCCUUCCGUCAGCCAGGGCAUUGAAAAUGGGUCGUGGAUGGGUAUUCCAGCAUGACAAUGAUCCAAAACACACGGCCAAGGCAACAAAGGAGUGGCUCAAGAAGAAGCACAUUAAGGUCCUGGAGUGGCCUAGCCAGUCUCCAGACCUUGAUCCCAUAGAAAAUCUGUGGAAGGAGCUGAAGGUUCGAGUUGCCAAACGUCAGCCUUGAAACCUUAAUGACUUUGAGAAGAUCUGCAAAGAGGAGUGGGAUAAAAUCCAUCCUGAGAUGUGUGUAAACCUGGUGGCCAACUAUAAGAAACGUCUGACCUCUGUGAUUGCCAACAAGGGUUUUGCCACCAAGUACUAAGUCAUGUUUUGCAGAGGGGUCAAAUACUUAUUUCCCUCAUUAAAAUGCAAAUCAAUUUAUAACAUUUUUGACAUGUGUUUUUCUGGAUUUUUUUGUUUUUAUUCUGUCUCUCACUGUUCAAAUAAACCUAACAUUAAAAUGAUAGACUGAUCAUGUCUUUGUCAGUGGGCAAACGUACAAAAUCAGCAGGGGAUCAAAUACUUUUUUUCCCCUCACUGUACAUACAUACACACAUAUAUAUAUAUAUAUAUAUAUAUAUAUAUAUAUAUAUAUAUAUAUAUAUAUAUAUAUAUAUAUAUAUAUAUAUAUAUAUAUACUAAAAUUGUCAUGACAUUUUUACCAUCAUUUACCAGGCUGCAAUGGUGAUAUUUGACCUGGCUUGGGUGCUGACUAAGGACACUAAAGAUAUGCUGUGGUAAGUUAUAUGAUCAAGGUUUUUUGUAAAAUUAUAUCAAUAUAAUUAUUUAUUUGCAUGAGCAGACUAUGGCACUACAAUUAUGUUAACCGUUUAAUGUUGGACAGGUGGGCCAUCAUUGGGCUGACUGACCAGUGGGUUCAUGAUAAAAUCACUCAGUAAGAAUAUUUAUCUCCAACUCUCUUCUAUGACACUUCCAAUCUGAUGCAACAUCUAGGAUGCCUAGGAAGUUUUUGAAAAAUCCAAAGCUGGGUUGUGUUACACUAACACUAACCUCCUUGUAUUGUUCCUGUGCCUCCCAGUAUGAAGUAUGUAACAGACAUCGCUACUCUGCAGCGCCACGUCUCACGUCACAACCACCGGAACGAGGAUGAGGAGAAUUCUCUCUCCAUCGACUGCAUGAGGAUCUCCUUUGAGUACGAGUAUCCUUUACCUUCACUGGCCAAAGGACCAGGGGAGCUCAGACAUGUGCAUGACAACUAGUUGAGGCCUGAUUUUCUGAGACCUUUGGUUCAGCUAUUUUGUUGCUGUGGUAUUUUCUAGGGCUGUGACGAUACCAGUAUCGUUAGUAUCGUGGCAAGGAAAGAAAACACGAAGCGGAUUUAACUUCUUUAGGAUAACAUCCCUAAUGUUGGAAACAAACAUCAUUAUGUUGUCAUCCGAGUCACAUUUUAUUUAUUUUCCAAGGUAUAGCACACACUAUUUUACGUGCUGCAGGUUUUUGCCAUGGUUUUGCCACGAUACUAGCGAGUAUCGCAAUACUGGUAUCGUCCCGCCCCUAGUUUUUAAUUUAGGUCAGAAGUGUUUUAGUGUUAUUAGUAAGCUUUGCCACAUUCUUGUGGCUGUAUAUGCUGUCCUGCCUGUCACCCGCUCAUCCCUCUACUCUCUGUCAUACCUUUCUCUGUGUGUUAACCCCUUGACGCCCUGUCUCAGUCUGCGUCUGGCCCUGUACCAGCACUGGUCUCUGUUUGAGAGUAUCUGUAACUCCUCUUACACUUCCUGCAACUUCAAGCUCUGGUCCAUGCAUGGCCAGAAGAAACUCCAGGAGUUCCUCGCUGACAUGGGGUAUACUAUCCCCAAGUUAUGGCUGUCAAUUAGAAUAGGAUCUCCAUCAAAUGAUCUCGCAUUCUUGAAUACAAAUUACGAAUCAAUCAGUUACUGUAAAUUACAAUUAGUCAGUAGCCUCUGAAGGACAAAUGUCACUUCAUCAAAAGUGAUGGACAGCAGUUUGUCAUUUGAUUUGAUGAUAAUGGAUUGUUUGAAGGCAUCAUCAAAGAUGGUUUCUGUUUGUGUUGUCCAGCCUGCCCCUGAAGCAGGUGAAGCAGAAGUUCAACUCCAUGGACAUGUCAGUCAAAGAAAACCUGCGAGAAGUCAUAGAAGAAUCCUCCAACAAAUACGGGUAAGAGUGUUUGUGUAUUCUAGUGCAUCAAUAUAUCUGUUAAUAAUCCCCAUUAUUAAUCACUGUGGGUUCCUCCAUCUGACUCUGUAUAUGAUUAAUAAAAUAUGCCCCUCUCCUAAUAUGCCCAAUAGACUCUUGGCGGCAGUAAGAAAGCCAUCGCCAUCUGCGCCCAUUCAACAUAGCCUAGAUUCACAUUUUUAUUACUUCUAAAUAAAAUAUUUUUUUGGGGUCCUCAUACGCGUACAAUGAUCUUUUUAGGUUCUUGCUUGAACAGUCGCUAAGAUUAUAUUUGGUUGUGAUCUUUGCAAAAUAACUAUUUUUGAUGCAGCAGUUAUUAGCUAGAAUGCUAAUGCUCAUUGAUUUAUGUUGUAGCAAAAGCUAGCCAAAGAGGCAUUUUACUGGUUGAAGUAAAAAAAAAUUAUAAUGCAGUUGAUUUAUGAUGAUAACAUUAUAUUAAGCAGGACAUUCAUACGAGCCUUAAAAUCCAAUUAUAAUCCAAAAGUAGUGUGAAAUGCAUUCAUAAUUAACAUGUAAAUAGAGGCUUUUGCUGGCGUUCUAUAAGAACUCCCCCUUGUUCUGCCACUAACUUGCGCACAUCGCCCUCGUGCAGCAAUGUUUGUAAACACAGAAAGGGGUCUAUAGCCCUAAUUUAAUGCUGUUUUCUCUGUCCCUUCAGUAUGAAGGACAUCCGUAUCCAGACUUUCGGCGUUCACUUUGGCUUUAAGAACCGUUUCCUGGCCAGUGAUGUGGUGCACGCUGCUUCCGCCCUGCUGGAGAACACUGAGAAGGACGAGAGCCCCGGCGACAACUUCAUCAAGGCCCUCGACUGCCUCUCCAGGUACAUGCACGUACAUGCGCACACACACUCUCCAUAAGAAAAGCCUUUGACUGCCUGUCAUGGUGGAGGAGGAGUACUGCACAAUCCCAGAAAGCUGGGGGGUUCUUUUAUUCCUUGUUGAGAUCAUGAUACAAUGUAUAAUUAUUAACAGAGAGCACAGAAAGUAUUGGGACCUCACGGUGCUCUCCCCAUGUGUGUAUUCACUAGGAACCAAACAGGAUCAAACAUGAGAGGGACUAGGGUUGGGCGAUAUUACGAUAGUAUCGUCUAUCGAUGACGAUUGACGACCUCGUGAUGAGACAGACGAUGGUUUAGCCUAUUUGAACUUGACUAGCGCCGCGCAUCAGGCCUAAAGAACGAGUGUCGGACAGUGCAGCACACGAGUGACAUUCCGAGUAAUCUGCCUAUUCCUGUUUGCUAUAGCCUAUUUCAAUAAAUAGCCUAUGUUGUAUAGGGCAGCAGAACACAAGAGAGGAAUGUAGGUUAGACAGAAUUCCACCAAAGCAGCACAACAUGUCCAGUCAGAAAAUAUAGUUUUUCGAUCUGUCGGAUGCACGGACCUUAUAGCUUAAACUUGUCUAGCUGUUUAAAGAAAAACGUAGGCUAUAUUCCCUUGUCUCUCCAUUCAAUAUGACUCUGGGCAAGGCCAGGGGUUCUCAAACUUUUUUGGGCCGGGGACCACUUUUGUGAUAGCAAAUUCAUCAGGGACCCCCUAAUUUUUCAUAAUUGAUUCGAUUUAUAUAGCGCUUUUCUACCAACCUGAAGUACUCAAAGUGCUUUACUUGGUAGGGGGGAAUCUCACCUCAUCCACCACUAAUGUGCGGCACCCACCUGGGAAUGAGGGGGAUGAUUAGGUGGCCAUGAUGGAAUGAGGCCAGGUUGGGAAUUUAGCCAUGACACCGGGGUUAACACCCCUACUCUUACGAUAAGUGCCAUGGGAUUUUUUAUGGCCACAGAGAGUCAGAACACCCGUUUUAACGUCCCAUCUUAAAGACUGCAUCCUACGCAGGGCAAUGUCCCCUUCACUGCCCUGGGGCAUUGGAAUCGCCUUAGACCGAAGGGAAGAGUGCCCUCUACUGGCUCCUCCACCACUUCCAGCAGCAUCUGGUCUCCCAUCCAUUAUGAGUACAUAAUCAUGAUAAGACAAAGGUUGACAUCGCCCAACCCUAAGAGGGACCUAUUUGAAUUUGUCCAAUAGAAACACAUUUAGUUGCAGAACUUUUUCUGUUGCAACACGUUUUGCUAAGGUGUGCACUAAUGAAUACACCCCAGGUGAUGGAACGAUCCCACCCUGUUUUCUCUCCACUCUGUAGGAGUAACCUGGAGCGUCUCCAUGGUGGCAUUGACCUGGCUAAGAAGAAGCUGAUGGCCAUCCAACAGACUGUAGCCAGCUGCAUCUGCACCAACCUCAUACUGUCACAGGGACCCUUCCUCUACUGCUACCUCUUGGAGGUGUGUGUGUUAGUGUUGUACGGUAUACCGGUACUCACUGUAAUAUCACGGUACCAAAAUGUCAUGAUACUUAUGAUGCCAACAUUUUAGAAUACCGUAGUACCACUUCAUAUGAUAUUACCAAGUGUUUUGGCCCUACCGUUUAAGAACCCGAUGGCACCUGUUAUAAAAUGUUUAUAAAUUCUGUAAAACAAUUAAAUAAGCAACAGCAACUAGGCUCUUGUAUGCGCUGGUCCAAUAAUGUCCACUUCACUUUCAUUUGCAUAUCAUGUGGCAGCAGUAAUCAGCCAGCCGUAUCCCCUCCAGCCAUCACUCACCUGUUUCUCUCCGUACGCUCUUCCUGCGCAUCUAAUCCACCAUCAGUUUUUUAAAAUAUAAUUUAUGUGAUGACAAGGGGAAUGCAGUCCUGAAUGUUUUUUAUGUUUACAUUGGAGCAGCGCCUAAUGUAAGCCUAAUCUAUCAAAAAUCUAUUUCUGGUCCUUACAUUCUGUUUGGUGCCUAACGUUGUUAAUGUUGGGAGCAAUGUGUUUGUUGGAGAGAGAGUGGUGUGUGUUUGAGGGAGAGAGAGUUGGUGUGUGUUUGAGGGGAGAGAGAGUGGUGUGUGUUUGAGGGAGAGAGAGGGUGUGUGUUUGAGGGAGAGAGUGUGGGGUGUGUGUUUGAGGGAGAGAGAGGGUGUGUGUGUUUGAGGGAGAGAGAGUGGUGUGUGUUUGAGGGAGAGAGAGUGUGUGUGGUUUGAGGGGAGAGAGUGGUGUGUGGUUUGAGGGGAGCGAGUGGUGUGUUUGAGGAGAGAGAGUGGUGUGUUUUGAGGGAGAGAGGUGUGUGUGUUUGGGGGGUGUGUGUUGGGGAGCGGCGUGUGUGUGUUUGCGGAGGUGUGAGGCGAGGUGUGUGUGUCGUGUGUGGGGGGCGGGAGAGGUGUGUGUGUUUGUGUGUUGUUGCGGAGCGAGGGUGUGUGUGUUGUUUGAGGGAGCGCGAGUGUGUGUGUGUUUGAGGGGCGAGAGCGUGUGUGUGUUGGUUUGGGAUGAGGGCGAGGUGUGUGUGUGUGUUGAGGGAGCGCGAGGGGUGUGUGUUUAGGGGAGAGAGUGGUGUGUGUUUGGGGGAGAGAGUGUGUGUUUGAGGGAGAGAGAGUGUGUGUGUGUGUGUGUGUGUGUGUUAACUGAAGAGUAAAGGUUUCAUACAGUGUUUUCCCCUUACUGCCAUAAUGACAUGCAGAUUAUUAUGCAUGUCUAUUCCUUCCUCCCAUUCCUCCAGCCAAAUCACAGGUAGGCUUUUGCAAAUAUUAGCAAAUUAGCCAUUCUAUACAGUAUUCUAUUAUACAGUGUGAAGUUAAAUGUUGUAUUGAGUAGAAAUGUGAAUAUCAGUGACAGGUUUUUUGUGUAGCACAUGCACAUAACAUUUAGAAAACAGGAACAAGUGUUGUGGGACGGGGUGAACCGGACACUAGCCUCUCUGAAUUGGCCUGGUAUCGUGAUAUUUGGCCUGGUAUCGUAUCAUUUGUAAAAUGUUGGUAUUGUGACAACACUAGUGUGUGGUAUGUCCUCCCUAUAACCCUCCAUCUCUGUGCAGGGAACUCCUGAUGUGAAGCUGUUCUCCAAGCCCAUGGCCUUGACUCUGCUCUGCAAGUACCUGCUCAAAGCCUUUGUACGCUCUGUGAGUACCUCACUAUUUCACUUACCCAUUAUCCAAGGCCCUGUCUAGCUCUAUUGCCCCUGGUCUUCAAUUAGUUUCAAACAAAAAUGAGUGUUUAGAUGUUCGUUUAUGGUCUUUUGCAUCUCUCUUGCUUAUGUCUACCUAUGCCUGUUCGUAGACGAGGAAUAAGCGCUGUAAGCUGCUGCCCUUGAUCAUAGCUGCUCCCAUGGAUGUGGAGAAGGGAACUGUCAUCGUUCUGGGCAUCCCACCUGAGUCUGAGACAUCCGACAAGAAGAAGUGAGUUCAUAACGUGUCUGUGUGCAAGCACUUGAAUGUUCUUUGUGUUUUGGGGAAAAACUAAAACUCAUGCUAAUUUUAAUCUUCCUUUUGUUCUCGCUCUCUCUCCCUCUUAUUUCUUUGUCUCUCCCUCUCCAAUAGUUUCUUUGGCCGUGCAUUUGAGAAGGCAGCAGAGAGCACCAGCUCCAGAACUCUCCACGACCACUUCGACACCUCUAGUAAGUAAAAUAUUAUUGUAAUUGUAUAUGUUGGCCACAAGAGGGCAGACAUGACACAGUACAGAUGGACCCUGUUAGCAGUACAGUGGUUUCGUACACACGUUUCAAUACUUUAUUUGGAUCUCAUACAGGUGCUUUCUCAAGUCAUUGUUACAGCUUUAAUCAUUACAUCAUCAGCAGGUGUUCCAAAAAAAAAUCCCUCUCACCUGCUAACCAUAACAGCUAUUAUUUAUAUAUUAUAUGUAUUAUUUAUUAUUAUUAUAUUAUUAUUAUAACAGCUCAAAUUGAGCAAUACACACACACUCACACACUCAUCCUUACCUGUGUUUUGCAUUUGCAGUCAUUGAGCUAAAGAUGGAGGACAGGACUAAGUUUCUGGAUGCCCUCAUCACCCUGUUGUCCUAAGGAGUGGGCUAACUAAGACACACUGAUGUUUGGGUAAAGGUCCUGAAAUGUGAAAUGUAGAUGCUGGAAGAGACUGUAUGACAUUAGAACUAGGUUCAUGCCCAAUGUGAUGGAGAAUCUAUAUUUUGUGGUUUACCUCUUUUGGUCAAUGAAGAGUAUUUUCCAAUGUUGUCUUUUCAGCCCAGGACACUUUGUGAUGCCUAUAUGUAUAUUGUACAGUUUUUAAAAUGUUUUUUGUAAAUGUAUUGUUUGAGGGUUUUGGUGUUUUUAAUCUCAUAUACAUUUAUUUUUCUGUUGUCUUCGUUUCAUGUAACACAUUUAUUAAAUGAUAUUUUAUUGACGUAUAAUUAUUGAAGUUACCAUCUACUAAGAGAAGGAAGGAUACAUUUGAAACAUCGGUAGGAAUAAGGGUGUGUAAUGACAUUGAACUUUGGCACAGAAUGUCAUAUGGACCAUAGAAACCGUAUGAUGGCUUAACUAUCUCCCCUAGUAUACAAAUCUGGAGCAUAGGUUAACACACAGACCUUGGCCCGUAUAUAAAUACACUUUCAUGGAUGGAUGGGUGGGAUCCAUUCCUUUCCCUGGGCUAAUUGAGCCGCUUAUCUCUCAAAUCAUUAUGAGGUCAUGACCCACAGAGCAGAUGGUUCUGGGGGUUUCACAGGAAAGGCUGUUCUGCUCGCCACGGUGAAAGCGAAACGUGCCAGAAGGAGCAUCGCACUGACUGAGCUAGGGGGGGAAAGGGAUCCUCACCAUAGCAGAUGUGCUGUGUAUGUCAUGUUAUUUUAUUGCCUUGAGCACAAAUGUGGAUGUGUAACAAUG
Molecule: messenger RNA, 15955 nt
Organism: Coregonus sp. 'balchen'
Lineage: Eukaryota; Metazoa; Chordata; Actinopteri; Salmoniformes; Salmonidae
Source: the annotation of a GenBank genome assembly